ACCUCGCGCCUCUAUCACUUUGAGGAGGUAAAGUAGUGAGACUGUGUGUGACUGACUGACUGGCUGACUAACGGUGUGAGAAAUGAAUGGCUACGGAUCGCCCUACCUGUACAUGGGGGGCCCAGUGACCCAGGCCCGAGCGCCGCUCCAGAGGACCCCCAAGUGCGCACGGUGCCGGAACCACGGCGUCCUGUCCUGGCUGAAGGGCCACAAGCGAUACUGCCGCUUCAAGGACUGCACCUGCGAGAAAUGCAUCCUGAUCAUCGAGAGGCAGCGGGUCAUGGCGGCGCAGGUGGCGCUCCGCAGACAGCAGGCCAACGAGAGUCUGGAGAGCCUCAUCCCGGAGUCUCUGAGAGCUCUGCCCGGCAUCACGGUGCCUGGACCCGGCGAGGGGAACCAGGGCCUGCCGCCCCGUUCUGGAGGAAUGGACCUCCUAUGGACUUCGAAACAGACUGCCAACAUGCAGGGGUCUUGA
Messenger RNA from Salvelinus fontinalis (brook trout), 475 nucleotides. Its product is annotated as doublesex- and mab-3-related transcription factor 3-like. Gene Ontology annotation, molecular function: RNA polymerase II cis-regulatory region sequence-specific DNA binding; DNA-binding transcription factor activity, RNA polymerase II-specific. Gene Ontology annotation, biological process: regulation of transcription by RNA polymerase II; male sex differentiation. Bases 83 to 475 code for a protein of 130 amino acids. The transcript has 2 exons. The record is from RefSeq and is a predicted model, not a curated record. NCBI's taxonomy places the organism in Eukaryota, Metazoa, Chordata, Actinopteri, Salmoniformes, Salmonidae. Gene Ontology annotation, cellular component: nucleus.